Nyctereutes procyonoides (raccoon dog) is the source of this 5750-nucleotide messenger RNA. It is a transcript of the gene POLA1, whose product is annotated as DNA polymerase alpha 1, catalytic subunit. Gene Ontology annotation, molecular function: chromatin binding; pyrimidine nucleotide binding; DNA-directed DNA polymerase activity. The transcript has 40 exons. Bases 54 to 4682 code for a protein of 1542 amino acids. Gene Ontology annotation, biological process: lagging strand elongation; mitotic DNA replication initiation; DNA replication. Gene Ontology annotation, cellular component: alpha DNA polymerase:primase complex. The record is from RefSeq and is a predicted model, not a curated record. NCBI's taxonomy places the organism in Eukaryota, Metazoa, Chordata, Mammalia, Carnivora, Canidae.
GCCCCCGCGCCAGUUUCGGGCUGCUUGGCGCGGAAUCGGGAGCCUGCAGGACCAUGGCGCCGGUACACGGCGAAGACUGCGACCUGGGGUCGAGCGCUGUGUCAGAUUCAGGGAGUUUUGUAUCUUCUCGAUCCCGGCGAGAAAAAAAAUCAAAGAGAGGGCGCCAGGAAGCUCUAGAAAGACUGAAAAGGGCUAAAGCUGGUGAGAAGUAUAAAUAUGAAGUUGAGGACUUCACAAGUGUUUAUGAAGAAGUUGAUGAAGAACAGUAUUCGAAGCUGGUUCAGGCCCGCCAGGAUGAUGACUGGAUCGUGGAUGAUGAUGGCAUUGGCUAUGUGGAAGAUGGCCGAGAGAUUUUUGAUGAUGACCUUGAAGACGAUGCCCUUGAUUCUCGUGAGAAAGGAAAAGAUGAUAAAGCACGUACCAAAGACAGGAGGAAUGUAAAGAAGGCUGCAGUGACAAAACCAAACAAUAUCAAGUCAAUGUUCAUUGCUAGUGCUGGGAAGAAGACUACAGAUAAAGCUGUAGACUUGUCCAAGGAUGAUCUGCUAGGUGACAUUCUACAAGAUCUGAACACUGAGAAACCUCCAGUAACUCCACCACCUAUAAUGAUACCAAAGAAGAAAAGAUCCAUUGGAGCUUCACUGAAUCCUUUCUCUGUGCACACCCCCAAGGCAGUUCCUUCAGGAAAGACUGCUUCCCCUGUCUCAAGGAAGGAGCCUCCAUUAACUCCAGUUCCUGUAAAAUGUGCUGAAUUUGCUGGAGAGCCGGUGCCAGCGUUGUGUAUAGAUGACAAAGAGGACUCAGGAGCGAUGGAUUUUGAAGAUGGUGACUUUGAUGAGCCCAUGGAGGCUGAGGAAGUGGAUGUGGAGCCUGUGGCUGUCAAGACUUGGCACCAAGAGAGUGAGCCAACAGAGGGGGUGAAGCAUGAGGCAGAUCCUGGGAAAGGGACCACGUCCUACUUAGGAAGUUUUCUCCCAGAUGUGUCUUGUUGGGACAUUGAUCAGGAAGAUGAUAGCAGUUUCUCAGCCCAGGAAGUCCAAGUGGAUUCCAGUCACCUCCCCCUGGUGAAAGGGACAGAUGAGGAGCAAGUGUUUCAUUUUUAUUGGCUGGAUGCUUAUGAAGAUCAGUACAGCCAACCAGGUGUGGUAUUUCUGUUUGGCAAAGUUUGGAUUGAAUCUGCCAAAACCCAUGUGAGCUGUUGUGUUAUGGUGAAAAACAUCGAGCGAACACUCUACUUCCUUCCCCGAGAAAUGAAAAUUGAUCUAAAUACAGGAAAAGAAACAGAAACUCUAGUUACAAUGAAGGAUGUUUAUGAUGAAUUUGAUGAGAAAAUAGCAGCAAAAUAUAAAAUCAUGAAGUUCAAGUCUAAGCCAGUGGAAAAGAAUUAUGCUUUUGAGAUACCUGAUGUUCCAGAAAAAUCUGAGUACUUGGAAGUUAGAUACUCGGCUGAAAUGCCACAGCUUCCUCAGGAUUUGAAAGGAGAAACUUUUUCUCAUGUGUUUGGGACCAACACAUCCAGCCUAGAAAUGUUCUUGAUGAACAGAAAGAUCAAGGGACCUUGUUGGCUCGAGGUGAAAAAUCCACAGCUCUUGAAUCAGCCAGUCAGUUGGUGUAAAGUUGAGGCAAUGGCCUUGAAACCAGACCUGGUGAAUGUAAUUAAAGAUAUUGGUCCUCCUCCACUCGUGGUCAUGUCUUUCAGCAUGAAGACAAUGCAGAAUGCAAAGACACAUCAACAUGAGAUUAUUGCUGUGGCAGCUUUGGUCCAUCACAGCUUUGCAUUAGAUAAAGCGGCCCCACAGCCUCCCUUCCAGUCACAUUUCUGUGUUGUAUCUAAACCAAAGGACUGUAUUUUCCCAUAUACUUUCAAAGACUACAUUAAGGAAAAGAAUGUGAAGGUUGAGAUUGCUGCAACAGAAAGAACAUUGCUAGGUUUUUUCCUCGCCAAAGUUCACAAAAUUGAUCCUGAUAUCAUUGUGGGUCAUAAUAUUUAUGGAUUUGAACUGGAAGUGCUCCUGCAGAGAAUUAAUGUAUGCAAAGUUCCUCACUGGUCCAAAAUAGGUCGACUGAAGCGAUCCAACAUGCCGAAGCUUGGGGGCAGGAGUGGAUUUGGUGAAAGAAAUGCUACCUGUGGCCGAAUGAUCUGUGAUGUGGAAAUUUCAGCAAAGGAAUUGAUUCGUUGUAAAAGCUACCAUUUGUCUGAACUUGUUCAACAGAUUCUGAGAACUGAGAGGGUUGUAAUCCCAAUGGAAAAUGUACGAAAUAUGUACAGUGAAUCUUCUCAUCUGCUGUACCUGUUGGAACACACCUGGAAAGAUGCCAGGUUCAUUUUGCAGAUCAUGUGUGAGCUAAAUGUUCUUCCAUUAGCAUUGCAGAUCACUAACAUCGCUGGGAACAUUAUGUCUAGGACGCUGAUGGGUGGACGAUCUGAGCGUAAUGAGUUCUUGUUACUUCAUGCGUUUUAUGAAAACAACUAUAUUGUGCCCGACAAGCAGAUUUUCAGAAAGCCUCAGCAAAAACUGGGAGAUGAAGAUGAAGAACUUGAUGGAGAUGCCAAUAAAUACAAGAAAGGACGUAAGAAAGCCGCUUAUGCUGGAGGCUUGGUAUUGGACCCUAAAGCUGGUUUUUAUGAUAAGUUUGUUUUGCUCCUGGACUUCAACAGUCUGUAUCCUUCCAUCAUUCAGGAAUUCAACAUUUGUUUUACAACAGUGCAAAGAGUUGCUUCAGAGACACAGAAAGUUACGGAGAUGAAUGUCAUGGAGGUUUUCCGUAGGUCGGGUGUUGUAGCAGACCGCGGUGGGAAGUUCGCCAUUUUUGUGUUCCCGGUUGUUCUGCCAAGAUUUUUGAUCACUCAAACUCGCAGUCGUACUCCAUUGUAUGUCCGCUACACCAACUCCACAGAUCCAGAUCAACUAUCAGACCUACAUCGCCGUAGCAAAGAUCACAUGAGCAAUUGUGUUACUUUGUCAUACCGCUCUGUAACGAGUGCCGUGAAGGUCUGUCACCCACUCAGCGUUAUAAUAUCUCGUCUUCCUACACCUGUUUGCCGCACCGAGCAGCAGAGGUAUCUCAAGAGAGCACUGCUCUUAGGCUGUCCAGUAACCCUCCUACCUAACUCUCCGACUGCUGGCUACGAGCAUGAUUAUGUGCGUUGUUCUGAAUCGCUUGACGUGUUGACCUCAGAUCUGAGGUCGCUGUCACGCUUCCGGCAACCUCGGCGAGAAGUGAGGAGCGAUGGGAGGAACAUUUUGAUGCAUACAAAAGAGAUGGUACAAAAGAUGAACCUUGAAGUUAUUUAUGGAGAUACUGAUUCAAUUAUGAUAAACACCAAUAGCACCGAUUUGGAAGAAGUAUAUAAAUUGGGAAACAAGGUAAAAAGUGAAGUCAACAAGUUGUACAAACUGCUUGAAAUAGACAUUGAUGGUGUUUUCAAGUCUCUGCUACUGCUGAAGAAAAAGAAGUAUGGUGCUCUGGUUGUUGAGCCAACGUCAGAUGGGAAUUACUCCACCAAACAGGAACUGAAAGGGUUAGAUAUAGUUAGAAGAGAUUGGUGUGAUCUUGCUAAAGAAACUGGAAACUUUGUCAUUGGCCAGAUUCUUUCUGAUCAAAGCCGAGACGCUAUAGUGGAAAACAUUCAGAAGAGGUUAAUAGAAAUUGGAGAAAAUGUGCUAAAUGGCAGUGUCCCAGUGAGCCAGUUUGAAAUUAACAAGGCAUUGACAAAGGAUCCCCAGGAUUACCCUGAUAAAAAAAGUCUACCUCAUGUACAUGUUGCCCUCUGGAUGAAUUCUCAAGGAGGCAGAAAAAUGAAAGCUGGAGAUACUGUGUCAUAUGUCAUCUGUCAGGAUGGGUCAAACCUCACUGCGAGUCAGAGGGCCUAUGCACCUGAGCAGCUACAGAAACAGGACAAUUUAACCAUUGACACCCAGUACUACCUGGCUCAGCAGAUCCACCCAGUUGUGGCUCGGAUCUGUGAGCCAAUAGAUGGAAUUGAUGCUGUCCUGAUUGCAACAUGGUUAGGACUUGACCCCACCCAAUUUAGAGUUCAUCAUUAUCAUAAGGAUGAGGAGAAUGAUGCCCUACUUGGUGGCCCAGCACAGCUCACUGAUGAGGAGAAAUACAGGGACUGUGAAAGAUUCAAAUGCCCAUGCCCCACAUGUGGAACAGAAAAUAUAUACGAUAGUGUCUUGGAUGGUUCGGGAACUGAUGUGGAGCCCAGCUUGUAUCGCUGCAGCAACAUUGAUUGUAAGGCUUCACCUUUGACCUCUGUGGUACAGCUGAGCAACAAAUUGAUCAUGGACAUUAGACGUUGCAUUAAAAAAUACUAUGAAGGUUGGUUGAUUUGUGAGGAGCCAACGUGUCAAAAUCGAACUCGGCGCCUUCCCCUUCAGUUCUCUCGAAAUGGGCCUCUUUGCCAAGUCUGCAUGAAAGCUACUCUUCGGCCAGAGUAUUCUGACAAGUCCCUGUACACCCAGCUGUGCUUUUACCGGUACAUUUUUGAUGUGGACUGUGCACUGGAGAAACUUAGUACUGAUCAGGAGAAAGAUAAGUUGAAGAAGGUUUUUACCUUAAAAGUUCGUCAGGACUACCAGAAACUCAGGAACACAGCAGAGCAGUUCCUGUCCCGAAGUGGCUACUCAGAAGUGAACCUCAGCAAACUCUUCGCAGACUGUGCUGUGAGGCCCUGAGGGAACCCCAGAAGUGGCGGGGGGAUGGGGGGAGGAAGACGCCCAGCUUCCUGGCACCUCCACGCCACCGAACUGCUGCUGCGCAUCAGUUUCCUUGAGGACUGCAUCUCCUGUUUGUGUGCGUGUGGCUGGGGAGGGCGUUCCCCCACCUACCCCGUCAGAGCGUCAGAGAGCGUCAGAAGAACCUUCCUAUUACAACCUGGCCCUUACCAUUGAAAAGUCGGCCUAGAGCCCUUCGCAAAGCGGGGGAAGGGCGAGCUGCUUCGGAUUUGGGACUGGAUUUCUAGGGGAGGGGCCGGUGAGGGAGGAGAAAUUAAUUGAGAGUGGCUGGAAUGCAAGGGACCCCGCGCUUUGCCCCAGGGCCUUCAGCCGAGAUGCCCCCAGAAAGAGAUUUAUGAAGCCUGGUAGGAGCGCUAACGUUUUGCCUUUUCACACGCCAAUUAAACCCGUCUGAACCCAACUGUUGCCCCAGCCGCUGGCUCCAGGAGUGGCUGCCCUUUUCAGUCUUGUCUUUUAUAUAGGUAGCCGAGGGGGGAGAUAGAGAAGUCUUGCAUUUACUAAAUAGAUUAAACAGAGCUUACUUGUUUAUUGAAUCGCUCCAAAGUUGCACGUGCACACACACACACACACACACACACACACACACUGGACAGGUGUUUUACAUUCACAUUCCUUUUUUUCCCCCUUAAGUAGAAAGUCCAGGUUAAGGUUUAUGUAGUAGGAAAACACAUUUAAAAUAAUUUGAUAUCCUAUAACAAUUCCUUUAAAAUGUAUAGGGGACGGGGCAAAGAUCAUUGUGCUGUAUUCAGAAGAAAUUGGGAGGAGGUUUGGUUAAUUGGCCCAGGUGCUGUUUUGUGUUGGGGGGGAUUGUUUUGUUUGUUUUGUUUUGUUUUUCCCAUUUCUUCACACUGGUGCCUCUUCGCCGGAAGCCAUAUGUAUUUCAGUAUAGCGAUCUUCCCAUUUUACAUUAUUGGUAAGGUUAUUACUAACAAAAUCUAUUUCCCCUGUACACUGUAUUUUUUCUCAAAUGUCUACCUGUUUUUCUAAAAGAAAAAUAUGUUGUACUGU